AUGGCAGAUGAGGUCCCUAAUCCAAAGAGGAUAAAGUUCCCUUACCAAGGAAGAAGGGAUGAUAGCAAGUACUAUAAAUAUCACCGCAAUUAUGGGCACCACACGGGAGAUGCAACACCCAUGGACAUCCAUACACGAAUUGAGGUUAACGACAAACCAGAAGUGUCUCGGGUAUACAUACCCACCAUUUCAAGAGGGCCAAUUGUGGCUGGCAAUUCAAACAGAGCCAUAAAUGGCUAUGCAAGGGCUUACCGACGUAAGGCUUCCGAGAUCAUGGUGAUGGAAGUAACUGAGAAUCCACCCAUCCGAUCCACAGCAGAGAACGCGCCGAUCACAUUCUUCCCUGGAGACAUGACGGGCAUCACUUUCCCCCAUCACGAUCCCUUGGUAAUCUCCGCCAAAAUAGCCCAUUGUAAGGUGGCUCAUGUAUUCCUAGAUGGGGGUAGUUCCGUGAACAUCGUCUUUCUCAAUGCCUUCAAACAGCUAGGAGUUAGUGAGAGGCUCCUCGAUUAA
Messenger RNA from Prunus armeniaca (apricot), 513 nucleotides. NCBI's taxonomy places the organism in Eukaryota, Viridiplantae, Streptophyta, Magnoliopsida, Rosales, Rosaceae. The record is from the annotation of a GenBank genome assembly.